AUGCAUGGAAAUGUGUCGCCCCGACCCGAGCCCAUCGCCAUGGAAAAUGAUCCUGGUUCCGCGGGGCCGGUUGCGGUUGUGCGACUACGGUCCGAGGCGGUCGUUCGUCCAUGGACGGUUACGCAGCAAGGGUCACUCGGAGGAAUUGCUCAACAUACGUGCAUGGCUCAAUCCAUGUAA
Messenger RNA from Penicillium vulpinum, 180 nucleotides. RefSeq lists its product as uncharacterized. The record is from RefSeq and is a predicted model, not a curated record. Bases 1 to 180 code for a protein of 59 amino acids. The transcript has a single exon. NCBI's taxonomy places the organism in Eukaryota, Fungi, Ascomycota, Eurotiomycetes, Eurotiales, Aspergillaceae.